GCCAGUCUCUGUUUCUACCCGGACAUAUUUUCCUGACACACCGCCAACAUGGAGUCGACGCGCGUCCUGGAGUUUCUGACCGAGGUGGAGGAGGCGGCUGAAGACGUUUUAACCAAUAAACAACAGAUAGUCGACCUGGACCUGAAGAGGAACAUGAACCGUGAAGCACUGAGCGCACUGCGAUCCACGGCCAAUUCAGAAAAGGUGAUGGUUUGCUUCGGAAACAUGUUCAUCAAACUUCCCAAAUCAAAGACUCAAGACAUGAUCCGAAAAGACCAGGAACAGCUUGACAAGGAGAUUAAUGACCUACGGAAAGAGCUGAAGGCCAAAGUCAACCACCUCAAUGUGAUACAAGGGAAACCUGAGCUGGCAGGUUACAACCUCUCCCCUCUCUCUGCGGACGAGGUCAAAGCCAUCAACCACCUGAUGAAGAGGUGACCUCCCCUGACUGAGAGAUCUCUACCCGAGGCUGCUGUGGAGAGUGUUCACUGGAGGAUGCUACGUGUCAAGACAGCGGUGGGCUUACAGAUGUGUGGAUACCUCUGGAUUGAUGUCCUAGAGAUUCACUCCCCUCUGUGCAUCGGGAAAAUGGACCCUUCCGUUCCUUAAUUUCAAGGGAAAUUUCAUCUUUGAAGUUGUUCUGCCCUCGCCUAGAUGAAGAGGGACUGGAAUUAUGUCAUGUCGUAGAGUAAAGUAAGAUCAGACACACAGGGCUGUUGUUCUGGUGUGUGACCACAAGGUGGCAGCAAACCCUCUUCUCACCGUGGGGAAGGUGCUCUGUACUAGUUGAUACCGUCUAUUUCGUUUACUAGUAAAGAACAUAUUCGCUCAUCACACAAUCA
Messenger RNA from Gadus morhua (Atlantic cod), 842 nucleotides. RefSeq names its product p53 and DNA-damage regulated 1 (gene pdrg1). Lineage: Eukaryota; Metazoa; Chordata; Actinopteri; Gadiformes; Gadidae. Gene Ontology annotation, cellular component: prefoldin complex. The record is from RefSeq and is a predicted model, not a curated record. The transcript has 5 exons. Gene Ontology annotation, biological process: protein folding. The coding region runs from base 49 to 438 and encodes 129 amino acids.